AGUACCCCAAUGCUUAGCUUGUUGCUGAAUAGGAACGUCAAUUCAGCUAAGGAACUUUCUUGCGAUUUUUCUCGUAGAGCUGCAGAUUGUGUUUGGGGCUCUACAGAAGCUACGAAUGGUAAUGAAGAUACAGAAAUAGCCGAGAAUCAAUGGACAGUUGGACAUGGCCCUUUGAAUCAGGAGAAGUUCUAUUCGCUUACAGGUCUUAAUGACAUGCCAGCGCCGAAUCGUCCUUUAGAUGGUGAAUUUGCGGUAGCACGAAUGGAGACCGGAGGUUCUACAAUGCUGUUGUCUGAAGUUAUUCGCUGCGUUCUCGACGAAGUCAGCAUUCAAUUCAAGCUUUGGCUCACUGGAACUGCUAAACUGCAAGUGUGUCUCGUUGAUGAAUCGACGCCAUCGUUGCUAGACUGUCAACCUGCUACAGCAGGUCCUGUGGUGGUGGAUCUUCCUAGAAUUGAAAGGCCGUUCCGAAUUGCACUACGAGCAGAAUCACCUGAUCAGGGAAUGGUAAUCGUUGACGACAUCAAAGUUCAGGUUAGUGCUGCUUCAGCUAUUGGCUUGGAACGAGCUUCUUAG
Strongylus vulgaris is the source of this 576-nucleotide messenger RNA. The record is from the annotation of a GenBank genome assembly. NCBI's taxonomy places the organism in Eukaryota, Metazoa, Nematoda, Chromadorea, Rhabditida, Strongylidae.